CUGAUAGCCGGCGGCGGCGGCGGCGGCGGCGGCGGCGGCAGCGUCGGCCCUCGGCCCAGCCUUGAAGAUGACAACAGCAGCCAGACCAACUUUUGAACCUGCGAGAGGUGGGAGAGGAAAAGGAGAAGGUGACUUGAGCCAGCUCUCCAAGCAGUAUUCCAGCAGAGACUUGCCUUCCCACACCAAGAUCAAAUAUAGGCAAGCUACUCAGGAUGCCCCUGAGGAGGUCCGCAACCGAGACUUCAGGAGAGAAUUGGAAGAGAGAGAGAGAGCUGCUGCAAGAGAGAAAAACAGAGAUCGGCCAACCCGAGAACACACAACUUCCUCCUCAGUAUCCAAAAAGCCUCGCUUAGACCAGAUCCCUGCCGCCAACCUCGAUGCGGAUGAUCCUCUCACAGACGAGGAAGAUGAAGAUUUUGAAGAGGAGAGUGAUGAUGACACAGCAGAUCUUCUUGCAGAACUAGAAAAAAUUAAAAAAGAAAGAGCUGAAGAGCAGGCCAGGAAGGAACAAGAACAAAAAGCUGAAGAAGAGAGGAUCCGUAUGGAAAACAUUCUGAGUGGAAACCCUCUGCUUAAUCUUACCGGCCCCUCCCAGCCUCAGGCCAACUUUAAAGUUAAAAGAAGGUGGGACGAUGAUGUUGUCUUCAAGAACUGUGCAAAAGGUGUAGAUGAUCAGAAGAAAGACAAAAGAUUUGUAAAUGAUACACUGCGAUCAGAAUUUCACAAGAAGUUUAUGGAGAAGUAUAUUAAGUAGUACAGUUUUAUGUGCUUAAUUAAAGGACUGAAAUAUU
Messenger RNA from Ochotona princeps (American pika), 791 nucleotides. RefSeq names its product CWC15 spliceosome associated protein homolog (gene CWC15). Gene Ontology annotation, molecular function: RNA binding. Gene Ontology annotation, biological process: mRNA cis splicing, via spliceosome. The record is from RefSeq and is a predicted model, not a curated record. The coding region runs from base 68 to 754 and encodes 228 amino acids. The transcript is spliced from 8 exons. Lineage: Eukaryota; Metazoa; Chordata; Mammalia; Lagomorpha; Ochotonidae. Gene Ontology annotation, cellular component: catalytic step 2 spliceosome.